Messenger RNA from Eutrema salsugineum, 666 nucleotides. Its product is annotated as protein FAM32A. Gene Ontology annotation, cellular component: nucleolus. The coding region runs from base 99 to 515 and encodes 138 amino acids. The record is from RefSeq and is a predicted model, not a curated record. The transcript is spliced from 3 exons. NCBI's taxonomy places the organism in Eukaryota, Viridiplantae, Streptophyta, Magnoliopsida, Brassicales, Brassicaceae.
UGAGUUUUAGCUCAUGCUUCUGCUUCGAUUUUUGUGACUCUGGAUUCUGUUGUUUUUCGCAGCUAUGGGUUCUCUGUUGAUUGUUAGGUAGCCAAGAGAUGUCGGCUUAUGACAAUGUUAUUGGUGGGAAGCUAAAGCUAAAAGGGAAGGCUUUAGAUGUGAAGGCAGGUGGAGUAAAGAAGAAGAAGAAACAGAAGAAACAAGAAGAACUAGCUCUUAAAGUUACUGAACACGAACUCAUAGAAGGAGAAAACGCAGAAGCAUUGGGUAAAUUGUCUGAAGGAGAAGAAGAAGCGGGUAGGAGUGAAAAAGCGAGCGAGGAUGCGAAAGUGCAGCACGAUGAUGAUCAUUUAACGCCUGCAGAAAGACGGUACAUAGAGCAGAAACAGAGACUGGAUGUGCAGAAACUAGCCAAGGAAGCAAACAAGUCUCAUCGUAACAGGAUUGAGGAUUUCAAUCAGUAUCUGGCUAACAUGAGUGAGCACUACGAUAUCCCUAAAGUCGGACCUGGUUAAUAUUAUUCGUCGCUGGCUUUGUUUGAUGAUACUCUGCUUAUCAAUUUAGCUUUGUUAAAUAACACUGUUUUUGGAUUCCUGUUAUCUUCCUAUAACUUUUCAAUUGUGUGAUCUCCACUCUCUAAUGCCAAAGACACAUUUUCUAGGCUUA